Tetrahymena thermophila SB210 is the source of this 903-nucleotide messenger RNA. RefSeq names its product cation channel family protein. The record is from RefSeq and is a predicted model, not a curated record. The transcript is spliced from 2 exons. NCBI's taxonomy places the organism in Eukaryota, Ciliophora, Oligohymenophorea, Hymenostomatida, Tetrahymenidae.
AUGGAUUAAUUAUUAGGAGUUUAAAAUAAAUCAAAAGGAAAAAAAUCAUCCUUAUUUUUUAAAUAAAUAACAAUUGAAGAAGCCAAAAUAUAGAGUGAGGUUAAUGAUGCAUAAGAUUAAAUAGGUGACUCAAACCAUCAUUUUAAGAAUAAGAAUUGUGAACCCUAAAAAUUGCACUAAGGUGAUCAAGACGUAUCAUUAAGUAGCUUUUUAGUAGGAAUGAACGAAUUUUUAUAAGAAUCAUAAAAAGAUAUUAAAACUACAAACCAGUCUUUUUGUAAAGCUCAAUAAGAAGAACCUCUAAUGCAAAUUAUAGGUUAGAGCUCUAAUAAAUUUUUAGGAUAGACUAAACAUAAUCUGGUUUUAGAAAGCGAGAUUAAAGCAAAUUUAAAAAUAAAUGAAGACAUAGAAUAAGAAAAUUAAGAAAGCCAAAUAAUUGAAGAAAGCUUUAAUAAGAGCAAUACUAAAGAUUCUUAAAGCUUUCAGGAUUAAAUAUAAUCGAAAAUUUUAUUCUCUAAAAAUAAAAUUGCAAAAAAUGAUACAAAAAAUAAGAUAUCUUAAAAUAGUUCUUAAUGUAGAAGUAUUAGCCAUAGUCGCAUGAAAAUAAAUAGUCAUGUUUUGGUAUAAGAUGAUAUUUUCUUUGAAAAAGACAAUAAAAAAUUAGAAACAAAGGUGAAUCUUGUUUUGAAGAGCUAAUACUAGCUGAAUUAAGAACAUAACACAAAUUCAAUAUAUAAGUAGAAUUUACAAAGAGCAGCAAAAAUAAUUAAAAUGCUAUUUAGUUCUUCAAUUAAUAGGGUUUUGAGAAUAAGGUAAAAUAAUAUUGUUCUAUCAAUGAUUUAUCUCAUUUUUAUUCCUCAAGGAGAAGCAUACAAAAAGGCUAAAAUUGUUUAAAGAUUAUGA